AUGGCCAUGGAGAAGAACCAAGACUCCCGGUUAAUCAUGGGCCGGUACAGGCUGGGCCGCCUCCUCGGCUGCGGCACCUUUGCCAAGGUGUACAAGGCCCAUAAGGUGGCCACCGGCGAGGUCGUGGCCGUCAAGGUGAUGGACAAGGAUGCCGUGCACCGCUCCGGAAUGGCAGAGAAAGUGAAGACCGAGGUGGACGUGAUGCGUCGCGUGCGCCACCCGAACGUCGUCCGCCUCCACGAGGUGAUGGCCACGCGGUCCAGGAUCUACUUCGUCAUGGAGUACGCCAGCGGCGGGGAGCUCUUCGCGCGCCUAUCCCAGAGCACACGGUUUCCAGAGCCGGUGGCGCGCCGAUACUUCCAGCAGCUGAUCACGGCCGUCGAGUUCUGCCACAGCCGCGGUGUCUACCACCGCGACCUCAAGCCCGAGAACCUGCUCCUUGACGUGCGUGGCAACCUCAAGGUCUCCGACUUUGGGCUCAGUGCGCUGCAGGACGGCGGCGCCCGCUUGCGCGGUGACGGCCUCUUGCACACAGCGUGCGGCACGCCGGCGUACGUCGCCCCCGAGGUUCUCUUGAAGAGUGGCUACGACGGUGCGAAGGCGGACAUCUGGUCAUGCGGCGUGAUCCUUUUUGUGCUCCUGGCAGGCUACCUUCCGUUCAAUGACACCAACCUGAUGUUGUUGUACCGGAAGAUCACACAGAGCAACUACAAGUGCCCGCCGUGGUUCUCCGUCGAUGCGCGCAAGCUUCUUGCCAGGCUGCUAGACCCCAACCCCAAGACCAGGAUCACCAUCUCCAAGAUCACGGCUAAUCCCUGGUUCCAGAAAGGACUCUGCCCUCGCACCGGCAAGUCCAACGUCUUGAGCGAGACCUCCGAGGUGCUAGGCAAGGAAGCCUACAAGUGCCACCACCAGCGUGAGGACGGCGACAACGACAAUGAGGACACCCGGAAGAGGAAGCGGUCCAAGGUGACGAUGUCUUCGCCGACCGUCGUCGUGAGGCCUUCAAGUAUGAACGCCUUUGACAUCAUCUCACGAUCGAGCGGGUUGGACCUGUCCAAGAUGUUCGAUGAGGAGCACAGGUUGGAGGCACGGUUCUCUUCUAAAGAAACCACGGCGGCGAUCGUGUCCAAGCUGGAGGAGAUUGCUGAGACGUGGAAGCUCAGCGUCAAGCUAAACAAAGGGGGCAGAGUCGAGAUGGAGGGCAGCCAAGACUGUCGGAGAGGUGCACUCGCCAUCGAGGCAGAGAUCUUCGAGGUGGCGCCAUCGGUGCACGUGGUGGAGAUGAGGAAGACCGGCGGUGACUCGCUCGAGUUCCGUGAAUUCUACAAGCAGGAACUGAAGCCGUCGUUAGGUGACAUCGUGUGGUCGUGGCAGGGCGGUGAUUCGCCGCCUCCGGCUCCUGUGCCGGUGCUCGCGCCGAGGCAGGCUACUAAUCAACGUUCCUGA
Molecule: messenger RNA, 1449 nt
Organism: Miscanthus lutarioriparius
Lineage: Eukaryota; Viridiplantae; Streptophyta; Magnoliopsida; Poales; Poaceae
Source: the annotation of a GenBank genome assembly